AACAAAGUAUCUAGCAUCAUUGUGACAUUGUUUAUCGCAACAUAUCGUUGCGAGUCUGCAUUGUGCAUAGCUGCGCCGUAAGGACAAACGUCAACAUGAGAGAGUUUAGUGUUUGCACAACGAAAGAACCCUCCCGGUCCUUUGCGAGCUUUUACCUACACUCAUGCACGGCCGCGUACGCACACACUCUCCGGUGCGCGCAGUUAUGAUGUAAGGAAAAGUCAACAAGGAAAACUUUGCGUUCGGUCUCGGGAAAAACAGUCACUGGUGGGCUGCGUUCAGUUCUCGUGCAGUAGGUAACUUGAGUGGUAACGCUAGAUGUCAAUAUUGUAUGUUAGUCAUUAGCCUACAAAGUGAAUUAGUUGUGGAAAGCAAAGAUUUAUGCAGCUCUAUAAGGGGGUUAUCAAAUGUGCGCUUAUUUAUAUUACGGUGUGAUUAUUUUGUGUAACUUUUGUUCUAGCGAAGAAAUCGGGCCAAACUGGAAUGAGGUUUGAUUGUUUCCAGGGAGAACAUCAUUUUACAGUGCGAAAAUUGUUGGGUGUGUGAGUUCCAGUUUUCAGUAAAAAUUUGGUGAAAUUAUGUGCAUCUAGAUUAGCGCUUCUUUGUUAUUAUCAGUGAUAAAAGUGAGACACAACAUCAUUAAAUAUCCAUCAUUCCAUCAGUGACGACAACGACGGCGCAAUAAAAGUGUGUUUUUCCACCGGAAGGCAAUCUUAAACAGGACACAAAGACACCCAUUUCCAUCGGUUCUGAGCCAGCUGCUAUUUUGUGGGUGCUAUCGUGUUGAGACAAAGGAGAGAAAAAUAAGGACGUACCUUCAACCACGUAGAUACACUGCAUGGUACGGUGUACAAGGAUUCGCUAGACAAACGGCACACUCACUCAUACUCAUACACAGGCACACACAUACACACUAAGUGCACCUUUUUGCGUCCGUUGACUCACGCGAAAGGAAACAGCAAAAGGGACAUCCGUUUUCUUGGGUAUCCGGAGUUUGCUAACAGCGCAUCGACAAAAAAAUGGCACUCGAUUUUGCGGCCACAUACAAGGUGCUGGUGCUGGGUGAUUCCAACGUUGGCAAAACAUGCAUCGUGCAUCGUUACUGUGACGAGCGGUACUACGAUACGUACAUUUCCACGAUCGGCAUUGAUUUCAAGCAGAAACUCAUCAACCUGGACGGUGUGCCGAUCAAGCUACAAAUCUGGGACACGGCCGGUCAGGAACGGUUCCGCACGCUGACGACUGCCUACUACCGUGGUGCAAUGGGAAUUUUGCUGAUGUACGACGUGACGAGCCUGGAAUCAUUCAACAACUUAUCCUACUGGUUGCGGAACAUUCAGGAGAACGCGGCUCCUGAUGUGGUAAAAGUUUUGGCUGGCAAUAAGUGUGAAUGCAAUGCAACACAGCGAGCAGUCGACAAGGAACGAGGUGAAAAGAUUGCUGAAAACUUUGACAUGCCGUUCUUCGAAGUGUCGUGCAAACAGAACAUCAACAUUGAGGAAGCAUUCCUAACUCUGGCCCGGAAGAUACGCGAACAGAGGGAACAUCGGGGUGAGAACUUUGACGACGGCGAUCGCCAGAAGGGCCUGCAGGAUAUGAUCAAGAACGGACCCGGAUCUAACGGUCUUGGACCGUUUACGUUAGGUAGCGGCGGUGAAGGUGGCCGCUGUUCGUGCUAAAAUGGUGCUAUUAUAUCUAGCCAGAGAGAACAUCAGCCUUCUUUUGGCAAGAAGACAUGCAUUAAAAAACUGUCAACAUCGGCAUUAAAGCAUCGAAGAAGUGGUCGAAGAGCUUCGAACAUUCUGGUCAAGACUUUUAUGUAUCACCUAGCGCCAGUUGCGAGUAAAAGGCGUGUGAAGAAUGGAAGAGAUUUUGCAAAAUCUUCACGUCAAUCUGUGGUUGCGCGUUUUACGCUAGCAGAGUUGCUCAGUGAUUGCCAUAACAAAACACUGUGAUUGCACCAAAUGUCUCCAUAGCUGGUGAUGCACAAAUGACGUUUCAAGAAAUGCGACAGCAUUUCAAAGAAUACAGGGGAAAAGGAAGCAGUAGAGCAGGGCGGAAUUUUAAUUUGUAAUAUGAACUACUUAAAAUGCGAGAAAUAAUUUAGUACAUCAAUGCUGCUUAUCGAAACAAAACACACGUUGCGGUGAUGGACGAAUGCGUCACCAGAUUUGUGUUGUACACCAUCAGCUCAGAGAAAAGUCAAUCCUGUAUAACGUUAGAAAGGAAACUACAAUAGCCAAGCACUGGUGAAAUGUUUAAUUAAUUUAGGUAGUUUUUAACCAGUUGCCACUACGUAACAAAAAUCACGCAUAAGCAACAAAGCGAACGGUAGCUUGGGUUCAAUUAAAUCGUACGAAACACGAUGGCAAAAGGAGACGAACAAAGGAAGCAAACAACAUGUAAAAAGUCUAAACAGUCUUUCAGCGGGCGUUUUAAAUUAUAUUUUGCUUUAGAUCAGUUUUCUUAUGAGUAUGAUUUAAAUUUGUGUUAUCUACUGUAAGGUACUAAGUAGUGCUGUAUUUGAUAAUAGUAACAGAUCAAGAUCUCAAUCCACCAGGAUCAGUGCUUUCAUGGAAAUACAUUGGAUGCAAAAUGAUCUCGUAUUACUUGUGUAUAUUGCGUUAGUUAAUGUUAGAUUGUUUUAGGCUAAUAAUCUUAAUUUUCUACACGCAUACCGCUCAAUGUCGAUUGGAUAUGAUCAUAGAAAAAUUGUGCAAAACAAAAAAAACACACAUACACACAUUUACGUACAUACUUAUAUUGUAAUAGCCAAAUUUAAACCCACUCAUUUUUUUGUGUACACUGUAUUGAUAAGAACACAUUUAAAAAAGCCACCGUUUCGAGUUUAAUGGUAAGAUACUGGUGGUUAGGAGAGUUAUUUGGGAGUAAACGAAAUAAAAAAAGGAAACCUUAAACAUACAUAAACAUAAACGAGAUACACUACAAGCAAGUAAGAUAAAUAUUGAAGCGAAUUGUAAAACUGAUAUAAAAAAAGGAAAAGCUGAAGGAAGGAUUGCGAUUAUAACCAUGAGCAAAGUCAAGAAUGACUAGAAGGUUUGGUUUUAAUUUUAAAUGUUGCUUCAGUCUACUCGAUCGUAAGCGUCCAGGGGCAUCACACGGAAACGACGAUGUAAAGACAUUGAUGAAUGAAUUGAUCACCCAUGUUGUAACACAACAUCGCUUACUAAAGAAUGGAACAAAAUUGGUAACGAAGGACAGAAGGGGGCAUUGUUUGCGUUGUAAAAUUGAUGGUAGUUUUCUUUGAACUAUUUCGAAAUAAAAUUAUCACAAAAGAA
Molecule: messenger RNA, 3299 nt
Organism: Anopheles funestus (African malaria mosquito)
Lineage: Eukaryota; Metazoa; Arthropoda; Insecta; Diptera; Culicidae
Gene: RabX4
Product: ras-related protein Rab-8A
Exons: 6
Coding region: 1020-1679 (219 amino acids)
Molecular function (GO): GTP binding; GTPase activity
Source: RefSeq, a predicted model, not a curated record